CUUAUAGUCUCGCCACAAAAAGCAUUUAAAAAUAUUAGCGGGCGGAGCCGUAACGGGAAGAGGGAUAUUAUUUAAAAAUUGUGCACACAUAUAGCGCGUUCAAAUUUUCCAUGCAACAGACGAAACCAGCGCUGCGCGGCGUUAUCGGUACUACGAAUUUCCAACCAGAAUGUGUCUCACGUUUGCCGUCGAAAAGAGUACGGAGUUAUGUCUCCUUUCCUUUUCCUACUUGUUGAAAAAGCUCACGCAGAAAAUCAGGACAGUGAGUUAUUUCAAGGAUUUCCUUACGCUCUACAAUCAAAUAUCUGACACAUGCUUCAAACGAUGUACAAAUACAUACAAUUCCAGAGACAUGGAUGUGGAUGAGGAAGCUUGUGUAAAUAACUGUGCCCAGAAGCAUGUAAAAGCGAAUACCAAAAUGAUGAAAGUCUAUAUGGAGGUACUACCUCUUUUAAUGAAUAAAAGGACAGAAGAAAUGAAUGCUGCUCAAGCUGCAGCUAUGGCACAGCAGCAACAACUGCAGCAAGACACUCAAGACACAGAAACUAGUCAAAAUUUACGACAAAGUCAGCCACUGGUCUGACCCACAAUUUAGCCUUUCGUUUUAUGUGAUUUAAUAUUUUAUAUUACAUUAUUUUAUAAUAUGAUAUAUUUAUUUUACUUUAUGCUGUUCACCUUUUCAAUAUUGUCAGGAUGUGGUAUGUUGCUCAGCUGUUCCUUGUUUGGCAAUAGGGUCAAAAUAAGAUUGCUUUGAGCCUCCUUGUCAUACUGAUUGUUGGUACUGGUCUUUUAUGAUUCAAGGAUUCCUUAAGGACCAGCAUUUUUCAAUUCAUGGCUCUCCUUAUUAUGCGCUUCGUAAUGGCAGUCAUUUGAAACAGAUAUCCUCUCAGGAACGUCUUUCUUACAGUAGGCUGGUAGCAGCGAGAUUGUUUUGCAAGCAAUAUGUAAUACGUCUUCCUCCUGUUGUAUGCAGCGGUUGGGAGUGUAAUCAUAGUUAACUACUCUGUAAAUAUUUUCAACGUAUAAAAACUGAAUUUGUUCAUUCAACCUUUGCAUUGUGUAACUGUAUGUACAUAUUUUUCUUACCAUAUUCUCUGGUUCUUUGCAUUUCAGAUAUUGAGAAUGAGUCAAUGGCAAAAGUACAAGUAUUCAGUUUAUUAGAUUUUCUACAUAAAUUGUGAUAUAUCAUCUUGCUAAGAUUGGAAAUCAAAAUGUAAACAAAGCAAAGACCAGUUUCGUCUUAAUUAAUACAUAUUUGCAAGGAACAUUGAAUAUUAUAACAUUACUUUUCGAAUGAUUCUAGGUAAGUAAUUGGUUGAAAUUUUUCAGUCUGACCGUCGUACUGUUGAUAAAUAAUAAGCCAAUUAGUUCAAAUAAUAAUACAGGGCCGUACAUAUUACAUAAGCAUUGAUUUAUUAUUGAAAAUGUGUGUAUAUACAGAAUACGGUAUGUAUGUAUAUGUAUAUAUAUGAAUAAUAUUAUUACAGUUUUGUUAUAAUAUCAGAACACGACUACAAUAUAUUGCCUCAAUACACUGUUUUAAAGUUUAACGGUUCUCUGUCGUCAAUUUGCUAAAAAUAAUAGCAUGAACCAAGUAAAAUGAUAUUGUUGCAUUUGAAAGUAAUAGUGUUUUAAAAUUUUAUAAUGCUCACACAAGCUUGUAGUAAAUAUCAUUUUGAUUGUUCAAUUCAAACGUCAAAAUAUCUCUCAAGAUCUGACGUAAUAACAUACUGCUUUCUGAAACUACUACUUUCCCUUUUUUUUUUUUUUUUUCGACAUUGUAACAGAUUCACAUCUAAAGCUGUCACAAAUACUGGUGUGGAAUACUAACAGUUUUAAAACCCAUGUGACAGCAGACGUGGUUACACAAAUUACUAUAUGUGCAAUGGUCUACAUAAUGUACCUGUGAUGUGUAUGAGAUCAGCGACAUUUCAGUCUGUACAUCAAGUAAUCGUAAUUAGGAAUGCAACUUUACAUUUUUUCUUAGCAAAGCAAAUUCAAUUAAAAUCGCGUAAAUUACUGAUAGGAAUCUAUUGCAUGUAACAAAAGG
Messenger RNA from Neodiprion fabricii, 2050 nucleotides. RefSeq names its product mitochondrial import inner membrane translocase subunit Tim10 B. Lineage: Eukaryota; Metazoa; Arthropoda; Insecta; Hymenoptera; Diprionidae. The coding region runs from base 170 to 583 and encodes 137 amino acids. The transcript has 3 exons. Gene Ontology annotation, cellular component: mitochondrial intermembrane space chaperone complex. The record is from RefSeq and is a predicted model, not a curated record.